AUGGGGAUACCACCUUCGGCUUCCCAAGGGAUGAUGCCAGAUAAGUUCGAUGGCAAAGCUGGGUUCAAAACGUGGCAAAACAAGAUGCGCUACUACUUGGCCAGCAUGAACAUGGAAAGGUACCUCACAGAGGAUCCACCAAUGCUUCCACAAGGUGACACUGACGUGUAUGUGGUUGGAAGUAUGGAUAGUUGGGCUCAAGGAGACUACUGUUGCAAAGGUCAGAUUCUGAACCGUUUGGUCAAUGAUCUGUAUGACCUCUACAGUAUGUACAAGACUUCAAAAGCAUUGUGGCUAGCUUUGGAGACCAAGUACAAGACUGAUGAGUCUGGGAUGCAGAAAUUCUCAACUACGAAGUUCCUGAAUUUCAAGAUGGUGGAUUCCAAACCAAUUAUGGAACAAGUGGAAGCUCUUCAACGCAUCUUUCAGGAGAUCGAUUUGGAAGGGAUGUUGAUCUGCAAUGUCUUCAAGACGAAUUGCCUGAUCGAGAAGCCACCACCAGGCUGGUCGAAUUUCAAGCAUUACCUUAACUUCAAGCGUAAGGCAAUGUCUCUUGAUGAUCUCAUCCGUCGGUUGAGAGUUGAGGACAACAAUCGUGGAGCUCAUUCGGAUGCUCAAAGCCAAGGGCAUGAUGUUCAUGUAGCUGAGCAUAAGGCCAAGUUUAAAGGCAAGGAAGACAUGGUUGCGGUGGUUACUGAAUGUAACAUGGUGGAAGACAACCCAGUGGAGCGGUACUACGACACUGGUGCUACCACAUACAUAUGCUCUGAUAGGACCAUGUUCACCACCUAUGUGAAGAACAAGUCAAAUGAGCAGCUUUUCAUGGGCAACACGGCGGUGUCCAAGAUUGAAGAACGUGAAGCACGUACCUGA
Molecule: messenger RNA, 873 nt
Organism: Camelina sativa (false flax)
Lineage: Eukaryota; Viridiplantae; Streptophyta; Magnoliopsida; Brassicales; Brassicaceae
Source: RefSeq, a predicted model, not a curated record